Messenger RNA from Artibeus jamaicensis (Jamaican fruit-eating bat), 4887 nucleotides. It is a transcript of the gene PASK, whose product is annotated as PAS domain containing serine/threonine kinase. Bases 566 to 4444 code for a protein of 1292 amino acids. Gene Ontology annotation, molecular function: ATP binding; protein serine/threonine kinase activity. The record is from RefSeq and is a predicted model, not a curated record. Gene Ontology annotation, biological process: protein phosphorylation; intracellular signal transduction; negative regulation of glycogen biosynthetic process. Gene Ontology annotation, cellular component: cytoplasm; cytosol; nucleus. The transcript has 19 exons. NCBI's taxonomy places the organism in Eukaryota, Metazoa, Chordata, Mammalia, Chiroptera, Phyllostomidae.
UCUGAUCCGCCGGCUGAGUGGAGGCGAAGGUCUGUUUCUGCGCGGCUAGGUGAAUCCAGCUUCGCCUGGAAUCAGUCGUCAGCCCCAGGUGAGAUGCCUACUCUCGGGAAGGCGGCCGGGGCUCCGCGGUGUCCGGUCUCCCAGCCCAGCGCGGCCCUUGGACGAGCCAGCCGGAACGCUAUGUCCUCGCCGCUGCCGUUCCCUUUUGUGAGUCUCUGGCCCGGUGGUGGCCCGCCGCCCUGCAGCCGUUUUCCCCGCGCCGCGCCCCGGGGCCCAGCCGAGCCUGCCCGGUCCUCUUGUUUCCUUGGCCCGGCCCGGCCUGCCCGGCGCCCGUGCUCCCCUGGAGCUAACUGUGUGCUCUUUAUCCAUUGUUAUCGCCUCUCCUUCGAGGAGCCGAGCUCCGGAACGGAGACCGAGUCUUGAUCAGCUGCGGACGGUGCCCGGCAGUAGGAGCUUUCGGCCUCGGAAGGGCGCCUUGUAGCAGGACUUCAGUCUGACUCCCUGCAGGUGGUGGGUCCCGACUCAAAGAGCAGUUGGCGGUUGUGGCACGACCCACCGGCUCCCGAUGGAGGACAGAGGCCCGCCAGCCGUGGAAGAGGGUCAGAGGAGCCAGAGUGGGGGCCGGCCCUCGCCAGCGCCCACUGAGGGCCCGGCCACGCAGACCUCUCCCCGGCCCAGCAAGUCUGGGUCCUCGGCCCACAGGCACCUGAGCAGAAGGAAUGGGCUCUCAAAGCUCUGCCAGAGCAGGAUGGCACUCUCCGAAGACAGAUGGAGCUCCUACUGCCUCUCAUCACUGGCUGCCCAGAACAUCUGCACAGGGAAAGUGCCCUGUGCUUCCCUGGCCGAGCAGGCCGGCCCGGCCGCGCCCCCUGGCAGCACGUCCUGUUGCUCGCUGCUGCGUGGCUUGUCCUCGGGGUGCUCCACGCCCUUGCUCCCAGCCCCUGCUGGCAACCCCAACAAGGCGGUCUUCACAGUUGACCCCAAGACCUCAGAGAUCCUGGUUGCCAAUGACAAUGCUUGCUGGCUCCUGGGGUACAGCAGCCACGACCUGAUUGGCCAGAAGCUCACACAGUUCUUCCUGAAGCCGGAUUGCGACGUGGUCGAAGCACUCAGUGAGGAGCACGUGGAGGCCGACGGCCAUGCCGCCGUGGUGUUUGGCACAGUGGUGGACAUGGUGGGCCGAGGGGGGGAGCGGAUCCCGGUGUCCGUGUGGAUGAAGAGGGUGAAGCAGGAGCCCCGGCCGUGCUGCGUGGUCGUGCUGGAGCCCGUGGAGAGGGUCUCAGCCUGGGUCUCCUUCCAAAGUGACGGCACCGUCACCUCCUGCGACAGCGUCUUCGCCCAUCUGCACGGCUACGAGUGUGAGGGCGCGGUGGCCGGGCAGCUCAUCACAGACCUCAUCCCCUCCCUGCAGCUCCCCGCACCUGGCCAGGGCCUGCCCCAGAACCUUCAGAUUCAGAGGUCUGUUGGGAGAGCCAAGGAUGGCACCACCUUCCCCCUGAGCUUAAAGCUGAAACCCAGCCCCUGUGCGGAGGAAGCAGGAGCUGGCCAGGCCCCCGAGCCGGGCUACUCGGCGUCUGUCUGGGUGUUUUUCACCAUCAGCGGCCUCAUCACGCUCCUGCCGGACGGGACCAUCUACGGCAUCAACCACAGCUUUGCGCUGAUGCUGUUUGGUUAUGGGCGGACCGAGCUCCUGGGCAAGAACGUCACCUUCCUGAUCCCAGGUUUCUACCACUACAUGGGCCUCGAGUGUGGCAGCCCGUCACCCCCGCCAGACCUGGCCAGCCGCCUGGAUGCGGGCAGCCUGCGUGGGCCCGGGGAGAUGCCUGGGCAGCCCUCGCAGGGCUGGACCACCACCGAUGGGGUUAAUGCCAUGCUCGCUGCUGACCCCCUGCUGACUCCAGACAGGACGUCAGAGCCAGAGGGAAGCCAGGACACCGUCCCGGUAGCGCAGGCCCAAGAGGACACCAGAGGCCAGCUCCCUUCUGCCCUCAGGGCACCGCCCAGUCUGGGGGCAGACAGCACCCCAGAAGGAGACCUGCCAGCCCAGGGACAGUCACCGCCUGAGGGCCCGUGGGACGGCGUCCUGGAGGAGCAGGAGCAGGAGCAGGCAGCACCAAGAAGACACGGUCGGGAGCUUCUGGGGGGAAGCAGGUCUGACUCAGGGGACACAAGACCAUUUGCUUCCCGCGAUGAUUCUGAAGCUCUGACCCCAGCUGAGGGCAGGAGCGGGAGCAAGGUGUGUGGCCUGACCUGGGAAGCGCAGCUGCAGGGCAGGGGUUUGAGCACGGCCAGCCACCCCAGCCAUCAGGCGGACGCAGGGGGGCUGCCGGCAGGGGCGGGCCUCCCACUGCUGCACCCUGGGCAUGGGCCGGGGCACAGCACGCCGCAGGGGCGCCCAGACGCAGCCCCUAGCCUGCCAGAGACAGCAUGGCUCUCGCAGCCGGCUUUGGAGGAGCCGUGGCCGGGGACGCAGGAGGACAGGGAGGAGCUACAGACCUGCUUACUGAAGGAGCAGCUGUCCCAGUUGAGCUUUGGAGGACCUCAGGGUGUUGCCUCUGCUGAGCUGGUCCUGGCCAAGCGCACCCCCUGCUCCACCCCCGUGUCGCCAUGUGACCUGGGAGAUGCAGACCCGCUCAGCCGCCGUGCGGGCAGCUCCUCGGCCUGCUACGCCCUGGCCACCGACCUCCCCGGCGCCUCAGACGCAGCAGUGGCCCUGGAGGCUGAAGGGGACACGUUUUCCUGGGACCACAAGGGGUUGUUUUUCAGCACGUGGACAGACCGAACUUCUUUGGACUGUUCCUGCGCCUCGUCCGAAUGUGUGGGGACAGCUGGCUCUGUGGUGGACGUGAGCGCCGGGCUCAGGCUGAGGGCUGAGGUUCUGGAGGACAGGGAGCUGUCACUGCUAAGUGGCACCUAUUCUGACUUUGGCGAGGGCCGGCGGUUCUGUGAGACCCACGUGGACCUCGAUGGGACAGACCCGUCCGACACCUUGGAGCAAGAUGACGAGAGUGGCAGGGAGAGUCCCGGUGGCACCCCGUCCAGGCUGGGCGCCGUCCCCGUGAACGCACACCAGCCAGAGGAGCCCGGGCUGAGCAUCCAGGUCACCUCCACGCCUGUGAGAGGGGACAGCUCAGGGACGCCCGAGGCCCCCAGCCUGCAGCUGGAGAUCCAGGAGGGCGCCUACACCGGGAGCUGCUGCCACCGAGACGGCUCGCUGCUGAGUGUGCAGUUCGAGGUGAAGCGGGUGGAGCUCCGAGGCCCUGCACCCCUGUUCUGCUGCUGGCUGGUGAAAGACCUGCUGCGUGACCACCAGGCCUCGGCCGCGUGGACCCACCUGCUGCUGGCCAGCCCGCCCGGCGCCGUGCACUCUGUGUGUGAGCGCCCCGGGCCGAGCCCCGGGGAGGUGCUCAGAAGCAGGCCAUGGUUCGAGGAGCCCCCCAGGGCGGGGGAGCUGGAGGGGCUGGCAGCCUGUGAGGGCGCGUACUCCCAGAAGUACAGCACGCUGAGCCCGCUGGGCAGCGGGGCCUUCGGUUUUGUGUGGACUGCGCUGGACAGGGAACAGAAUAAGGAGGUGGUGGUGAAGUUCAUUAAGAAGGAGAAGGUGCUGGAGGACUGCUGGGUCGAGGACGCCGAACUUGGGAAAGUCACCUUGGAGAUCGCGGUCCUGUCCAAGGUGCAGCACCCCAACAUCAUCAAGGUCUUGGACGUGUUCGAGAACCAGGGCUUCUUCCAGCUGGUGAUGGAGAAGCACGGCUCCGGCCUGGACCUCUUCGCCUUCAUCGACCGCCACCCCAGCCUAGAUGAGCCUCUGGCCAGCUAUAUCUUCCGACAGCUGGUGUCAGCGGUGGGGUAUCUGCGCUCCAAGAGCAUCCUGCACCGGGACAUCAAGGACGAGAACGUCGUCAUCGCCGAGGACUUCACCAUCAAGCUCAUAGACUUCGGCUCCGCCGCCUACCUGGAGAGGGGCAAACUGUUCUACACCUUCUGCGGGACGAUUGAGUACUGCGCACCCGAAGUCCUCAUGGGGAAUCCCUACGAGGGGCCGGAGCUGGAGAUGUGGUCGCUGGGAGUCACACUGUACACGCUCAUCUUUGAGGAGAACCCCUUCUGUGAGGUGGAGGAGACCAUGGAGGCCAUGCUCAACCCCCCGUACCUGGUGUCAGAAGAUCUCAUGAAGCUCAUUGCCGGGCUACUGCAGCCUGUCCCUGAGCAGCGUGUCACCUUGGAGAAGCUGGUGACAGACCCCUGGGUGACACAGCCUGUGAAUCUUGCUGACUACACCUGGGAGGAGGUGUGUGGGAUCCACCAGCCAGAAAGCGGAGUUCUGUCCUCUGAGAGUCUGGAGGUGGAGAGCAGGAGCCCCAGCGAAGCUGCUCGGCGUCCGGAGCGUGGGGCCUCGUGCCCCAGGGCACCUUCUUAUGGGCCAUCCACUCAGGGAAAGUAAUUCUCAACACUGGCCCAAUUUCCCUAAAAACUCGUGUGGGUUUGAUAAAGGCCAGAACAAAAGCCAGUGACGCUGUGUCAUUCUAGGGUUACAAAACAGAUGUGGAGUUCAUGUUUUCAUAACCUAGAAAAAACACUGUCGUGUUCAAUUGAAUUUUGAGUCUGUGAACUUCUGAGAGGCUUGGAGGCAUUUUAAAAUUCUUUCCUCUGUAUAUAUGCAUAUGUUUUGUUUUCUCUGACCAGGUGUAUGUUUGCUCUGAUAGGUAAAACCUGUAGAACUAAUGACCAGGGUAUCUCAUUAAUUUAUUUCCUUGAACAUUUUCCAAAUUAAAGCACUUUUGAUGGUAACCAGUCACCCCGAUUUGGACUGUAUGAAACACAGUGCUGGUGUGGGGACCCUGGGGAGAGACUCAGUCUCAGGCGGUGUGGCCCCCCCCGCCGGCC